Sinocyclocheilus anshuiensis is the source of this 504-nucleotide messenger RNA. RefSeq names its product serpin B13-like. The record is from RefSeq and is a predicted model, not a curated record. The transcript has 3 exons. The annotation marks the transcript as partial. Gene Ontology annotation, molecular function: serine-type endopeptidase inhibitor activity. NCBI's taxonomy places the organism in Eukaryota, Metazoa, Chordata, Actinopteri, Cypriniformes, Cyprinidae. Gene Ontology annotation, biological process: negative regulation of endopeptidase activity.
AUGCACUGAUUGCUGCGAUUCUACAUUGCAAAAUUCAAAACACUCCACACUCCGCAGUCUCAAAUUCUCUGAAUACAUUUCACUCAAUAUUAAACAAUAUUUUGUCGUGUUUCUCUUAAGGCCCUCCACUUUGGCAAAAUGAGAAUUAUGUACCACUAUCUGUAUGAGGAGCUCUACAAAGAAGGGGAGUACAAGACUAAAGACAAGAAGAGAAGCCUGCAGCUGGUUAAUCGCAUGUUUGGAGAAAAGACAGUCAAUUUUUAUGACAAUUUCCUAGACGAAUGUGAGGAGUGGUGUUUUGCCAGCUUGAGGAAUGCUGACUUCAAGACGGAUCCUGAUGCUGCAAGAAAAAAGAUCAAUAGCUGGGUGGAGAAUAAGACUUACCAUCAACUGAAGGAUUUGUUGGAUCCAGGAGAUGUGUCUAAGGACACGAGUCUUGCUCUUAUCAGCGCAGUGUACUUCAAGAAGAAGUGGGCCACCGGCUUCAAAUCUGUCACCAACAAG